Babjeviella inositovora NRRL Y-12698 is the source of this 1251-nucleotide messenger RNA. RefSeq lists its product as uncharacterized. The transcript is spliced from 2 exons. Lineage: Eukaryota; Fungi; Ascomycota; Pichiomycetes; Serinales. Gene Ontology annotation, cellular component: endoplasmic reticulum. Bases 1 to 1251 code for a protein of 416 amino acids. The record is from RefSeq and is a predicted model, not a curated record.
AUGCACAUGGGUCGUGCGCAGGCUAUCUCGCCGGCCGCCUAUGACGCUGCGGUCUUCCAGAUCGGCACUGAUGUGGAGGGCGUAACUGUGUCCUCCCAGUUGGCGGGCUUGUUCUUAGCCGACAAGCUCGACGUCAGUGAUCACUACAACGCUGAUAGCGUGGACUGCACUGUGCUAGCCUCUCUCUUAAAUGCCGCUCCACAGGCUGCCAAACCCGAAUUGGUAGUCUUUGUGCACGGCGUUGCUGCGCCAGCGCAGUUCAUGGAUGCCAGCCACUUUGAGGUGUCGUCUGAUGUGGGAUUCAGCGACUUGGUCAAGCAAACGACCGAGAAGUUCCCUGAAUGGUUGAAGGAUAACAACCAGGUUGUGAAUUUAUCCUCAGAAGUGCAAUUGAUUGCGCCUAGCCCACCUACUGCGUUGGUGCACAAGUUUGAAACCAUCUCGGACGAAAUCGAGGCCCUCUGGCCGGAUUUGAAAGCCCAGUUGGAAGACUUUUUACCGGAAAGCAAGGCUAAUGGCUACAGCGUGCGCUCUGUGGUGAAGCACAUCAGCGACACGCUCUUUGCGGACGAGUUGACCCAGUUGAACAGAAUCCAGAACGCUGUGACCGACCCAUCCACCAAGCUCAUUGUAGACUUGAAAUCCUUGCUUUCGGUGGGUACAAAGACCGGUUUCGGAUCCUUAACCUACUCCGCCUGUCAGCAGAUCAUCGCCCAGGUUAUCUCACAGAAGCUUGGCCAGUUCCUGGUCACCGUUGUCGCAUUGCCUGUGGAGCUUGGCAUCUCCCAACAGAACAAUCAGGGCCAAGAAGCUUUGCUUGCCAAGAGGGAUGCGAAGAAUUUGGUUUCCAGUCCUUUCAUCAAUGCCAACGCUCCAUUCACGAAGAGAGACGCGAAGAACGUGUUUGUGCACACUAAGCGUGACGGCAGAUCCGCCUCCAUGGGCUACUCCACGGAGGAGUCCUGUCAGGUCGCUACCGCCAACUGUAACAACCACGGGAUCUGUACCCAGAUUGGCGCUACUUGGACCUGUGUCUGCGCUCCUAGUUUCAACAGCACCAUCAACAAGACCACCUCUUGGGCCGGUGCCGCGUGCGAGAAAAAGGACGUCUCGGUGGAGUUCAACUUGUUUUUGUGGACCGGCGUGGGAUUUCUUACCUUGUUUGUUGCUGGUGUUAAGAUGUUAGCUACCGUCGGUUCUGAGCCAUUGCCGGGAGUGUUGGAGGCCGCCACCAUCAAGAAAUCUACUUAA